Molecule: messenger RNA, 3198 nt
Organism: Tetrahymena thermophila SB210
Lineage: Eukaryota; Ciliophora; Oligohymenophorea; Hymenostomatida; Tetrahymenidae
Product: XRN 5'-3' exonuclease amine-terminal protein
Exons: 6
Biological process (GO): nuclear-transcribed mRNA catabolic process
Cellular component (GO): nucleus
Molecular function (GO): 5'-3' RNA exonuclease activity; zinc ion binding; RNA binding
Source: RefSeq, a predicted model, not a curated record
AUGGGUGUUCCAGCAUUCUUUAGGUGGCUAUGUGCAAGAAAUCCUUAAUUUAUUCUUGAUGCUCAUGAAAAUUAUGAGGAGUUUGACGCGGAGUCAAAUAAUCCAGAAAUAGAUAAUUUAUAUUUAGAUAUGAAUGGUAUUAUUCAUCCAUGUUGUCGUUCUGAUGGUUCUGUUGUACCUAUAGCUCAUACAAUUUAAGAUAUGUUUAAUAACAUAUUUUUAUACGUAGAUAAGCUUAUGGAUCUUUGUAGACCUAAGAAAAUUUUGUACAUGGCAAUUGAUGGUGUAGCUCCAAGAGCAAAAAUGAAUCAGUAGAGAGCUAGAAGAUUCAAAGGAGCUAAAGAAGCUGUAGAAUUAUAAUAAAAAAAAGAAGAACUUCUUAAUGAAUUUCGUGAAAGAAGUGAAAUUAAUGAUGAUGUUUUAGCUUUUGUUUAAAAUAGAUUUGAUACAAAUGUCAUUACUCCAGGUACCGCUUUUAUGAGAGAUUUGAGCAUGGCCUUAUAGCAUUAUGUUAUUGAAAGAAUGAACAAACAUCCUUUAUUUAAAGAUAUUAAAGUAAUAUUUUCAGAUGCUAGUAUUCCUGGUGAAGGAGAGCAUAAAAUAUUGGAUUUCAUUAGAGUUUAAAGAGACUAGCAAAAUUAUGAUCCUAAUACUAAACACUGCUUGUAUGGUGCUGAUGCUGAUUUAAUUAUGCUUGGAUUAAGUACUCAUGAGCCCUAUUUUUAUAUUAUUAGAGAAUAAAUUAUUACUCAAGAAGAAAAACGUUGCUCCAUAUGUUAGUAGACUGGACACUUUUAAAUGGACUGUCCAAACGAGAUGGCAGUUGAAGCUGGAUAAAAACCAAUUAGUUAAAAAAUUCUUUAAGCUUAGGAGCAAAAGGUUAGAAAGGGAAUCACCUAGAGUUUUUAGUUUGCAAAAUUAUAUGUAAUGCGUCAAUACUUAAACAUGAGAUUCUCAAAAGUACUUUUCAACGAUAAUCUUGAGUGCAAAUUGAAGAUGCAAUAUGAUAUUGAAAGGAUUAUAGAUGAUUUUGUAUUUAUGUGCUUUUUUGUUGGUAAUGACUUCUUACCUCACAUACCUAAUUUGAGUAUCCGUGAUGGAGGUAUAGAUGCCUUACUUACUCUGUAUGAUCAUACUAUAACUCAAGUAGAUGAUUAUUUAACUUGUAAUGGGGAAUUAAAUCUUAAAUAAGUAGCUAAAUUAUUAGAAAAUAUGGCAAUUGUUGAAGAAGACUUAAUGAAAUUUAGAAAAGAUAAAGAAGAUCGUGAUAAAAAGAAUUAAGAGAUUAACAAAGAAAAGGAAGCAAGGCUCUAAGAAUUAAGGCCUCACAUUUCUGAAGAGGAAUACUAAAAGAAAAGAAAAGAGUGGAGAUUAAAGGAUGAGAAAAAAGUUGAGAUAAUUAACAAUGAAUCGUUAUUGUAAAGAUUUAAAAGAAUAUUAUCAGAAAGAAGUAAUGAGGCUAAGACUAUUAAGGAAGUAAAAGAAAGCACUUAAAUUACUCUUAACUAUAACUAUAAAUUAUCUUAUUAUAAUGAUAAAUUUGGUGUAAAACCUGAAGAUUUUAUCUAAAUGCAGUGGCUUAUUAAAUAAUCAUAUGUUGAAGCCUUAUGUUGGAACUUUGCUUAUUAUUAUAAAGGAUGCAUAAGUUGGAGUUGGUAUUAUCCUUUCCAUUAUAGUCCUUUUGCUUCAGAUUUAAUAGAUAUUGAUUAGCAUAUCAUAGAAUUUGAGAGAGGCGAACCAUUCAAGCCUUUCUAUUAGUUACUCUCUGUCUUUCCUCCUGCAAGUGCUUUAAGUGUACCCGAAUGCUUUAGACCUCUUAUGAUUGAGCCAACUUCAGAAAUAGCUGAUUUCUAUCCUAUUGAUUUUUAUGUUGAUUUAAUUGGAAAAAAAUUUGAGUGGCUUGGUGAAGUCAUUUUACCAUUUAUUGAAGAAGAAAGACUAUUAAGGGCUGCUAGAAAAUAUGAGCAUCUGCUAUCUCCUGAAGAAAAGCAAAGAAAUACUCCUGGAAAAAUUUAGAUUUUUUAUAAUUAAACUUCUAUAAAUUAUCCUUUAGAACUUAACUAGACAGAACAUAAAAUUACAGGUGUUCUUGAUAAUAAUUGCAACUUUUUGAUUAAUGGACCAAUUAACUUGUUAGAUCCUUAGCUAAAUUUAAAAAGAGUAACAUUAAAUAACGUUUAAUGUAGAAACAUUACUUUUCCUGAAUUUGAGAAACAUGGUAUACAACUUUUAGAAGGACUUAUUGAACCAGUCGAAGAGAUUUCUGAAAGCUACAUUGACAAAGCUGAUAUGAGAACUUAUUAAGGAGAAAACGUAAUCAAGCUAAUUUAAAGAAUCUUAAGAGGAUAAGAUAAUAGAUAACCAUGGUAAAGAAUUAAUGAUGAAAGGAAUAACUAUGAGUAAGGUAGAAGUUAAUAUGGAAAUUCAUUAAAUUAUAGAGAAAUGAUGAAAUAUUAAGAUUAGAUGAAUUCCCUUUCUUCAGGGUUUAACUAAAACAAUAACGAUCAUCAGUAAACAAACGAUCAGUAUCAAUAAUAAGAUGGCUAGUCAAAUAACAUCUUCUCCUCUUUAGAAGAAAGAUAGCCUAGAUAUUAAAGGUAUAACAACGGUAGAAAUUCAUAUAAUAACAAUAACAAUUACAGAAAUAAUUAAUACAAUAAUGGAAACAAUAAAAACUUUUAAGGAGGAAAAUAUUAGAGAAAUAAUUCUAAUCAACAAUAUAAUAAUUAAAAUGAUGGAAAUUAUAAUAGAAACUACAGCAACAAUAACUAUAGCAAUAACUAUAACAAUAAUAAUUAUAAUAAUAAUAAUAAUAAUAGAAAUGAUGGAUAUUAAAGGGGAGGAUCGAAUCAAAAUAACAGGCGUUAUAAUAAUGGAAACUAAUAUUAAGGUAGUGGAAUCGAUUUGAAUAAUGUUAACUAAAUAAGAUCUCAAUAUUAAAAUUAAUAAUUAUACUAAUAAACCUUUUAAAAUUAACCUUAAUAGCCAGUAUAAUAAUCAAACUUAUAAAUAUUCGAGCCUGCAUAAACAACAUAACCUAAAAUAUAAGCACCAUCUUAUAUCAAUCAGUUCUAAUUCAAAUAGAACCAACCACCUGCUCAGCCAAAUAAGAUUUACGAACCAGACAUAGGUUUAAAUGAUGGUAAUUAAGAAUAUGAUCCUUUAGAAGCAAUAAAGAAAUAAUUUAAGAAAAAUUGA